UGAUUUAACUGGGAUGAGCACAACGCAGUUUGUUAGUUGGGUCUAAGCUGGCAAGAGAGAUGGAACAACUGAAUCCACAGAGUGUUCUGGUGACCGGGGCCAACCGGGGACUUGGCUUCGAGUUGGUCAAGCAGCUGGGGGAGAAGAGCAACCCACCACAAUGGAUCUUUGCCACUUGCCGGGAUCCAGUGGGACCCGGUGCUCAGGACCUGAAGAAUUUAGCUGCUGAACAUCGGCAAAUUGUGAUAAUACCCCUGGACACAACUGACCCAUGCAGCAUUAAGGCUGCUGUAGCCAAAGUCACAGAACAUCUCAAAGGGGCUGGACUGAACCUGCUGAUUAACAAUGCAGGGAUUUUAAAGCUGAGCACCGUAGAGACAGAAACGGCAGAAAACAUGUCGGAGGUAUACAAAACCAACGUUAUUGGGCCCAUGAUCGUAACUCAGGCAUUUCUUCCCUUGCUGAGAAAAGCAUCCCAAAACAGUCCCCAGAAAGGCAUGAGUUGCAGCAAAGCAGCCAUCCUCAACAUGACGAGCGAGUGUGGCUCCAUGACAAACCUCUUUGGCUGGAAUCUGAAUGAGUUGAUCUCCUAUCGUUGCAGCAAGUCUGCUCUGAACAUGCUCACUCGAUGCCAGUCCAUGCACUUUGCCAAAGAUGAGAUUCUGUGCAUCACAUUGCACCCUGGGUGGGUGGAGACUGACAUGGGAAACAAACUGGGAUCACCCCCACUGACAAUGGAACAGAGUUUGCAAGCUGUUCUGAACACCCUCCGCAGUCUCUCUGAGAAAGAUAAUGGCACUUUUGUGAACUGGGAAGGGAAUCUUAUUCCCUGGUGAGACAACCAGGAAUCUGCAACUUUCUGUCUUCAGUGCACACUAUAUCCCAGUCUGCCGCAUGUGCUCCAACUCUCUUUUGUUACUCUGUCUG
Molecule: messenger RNA, 927 nt
Organism: Crotalus tigris (Tiger rattlesnake)
Lineage: Eukaryota; Metazoa; Chordata; Lepidosauria; Squamata; Viperidae
Product: C-factor-like
Exons: 6
Coding region: 60-836 (258 amino acids)
Source: RefSeq, a predicted model, not a curated record